AUGACGCUCUCCAGUGAGUUUGAAGCUUCUCAUGCUGCUUCGCCUUUGGGAGAAGAUGAAAUUGACAUCGUCGGAGACGGAGAGCAGCGGACAGGCAACUCACGGCCGUACCCCACAGACCCCGGGUCCUCACUCGAGUUCGAGUGCUCCGAGUCCGACUCCUCCGGGGAGAGCGAGAACAGCUUCUCCUCCUCAGACGCGUCUCUGACAAGGAGGGCUCUGACCAGCUCGGUCAAGCCCCCCUACUCUUACAUCGCCCUCAUCACCAUGGCGAUCCUACAGAACCCGCAGAAGAAGCUGACGCUGAGCGGCAUCUGCGACUUCAUCAGCAACAAGUUCCCUUACUACAAGGAAAAGUUCCCUGCGUGGCAGAACUCCAUCAGGCACAACCUGUCACUCAACGACUGCUUCAUCAAGAUCCCGCGAGAGCCCGGAAACCCUGGCAAGGGGAACUACUGGUCACUGGACCCGGCCUCCGAGGACAUGUUCGACAACGGCAGUUUCCUACGGCGAAGGAAGCGGUUCAAGAGGAACCACCCCGAGUUCGGGAAGGACGGAUUCCUGUUUUACCCCAACUUGUACCGUUCCUACGGGCAGCCCUACUGCGUCCAGGCGCAGAUGAGCUCACCGACGGCCACUAUGUGCAUACCCCUUCAGGAAGGCAUCAUAGGGAUUCCCCAGUCCCCAUACCACGGUGUCCCUUACCCGGGAGGACUUACUGCGUAUGGAAAGGUCACCGGACCAAAAGACUAUAAAGACCAGCAGUUUGGCACAGCACCCGCGGAACCGAAGCCCUGCACGCGGAACGCGCAGUCCACGUGUUCCUUCAGCAUUGACAGCAUCAUGAGCAAACCGUCUUCCCAACGCAACCACGUCACCAUGAGUUACGGGGGCCACCUAUUCAACGGGGCCCCCACAGGCUGUCUGGUCCCGGGGCUCCUCCAGGAUUCAAGGACUCCGUUCUGUCCGUCUUUGUUGAGCAGUGUGACAGAACAGGUUCAAAUGUCUUAUCCUCGGUGUUAAGGCUUUGGGCCCAAAGAAAAAAACUUGAUCUGAUAUGAAUUGAUGUUUUAGGCCUCAUGCGAUGGACGCAAAGACCCUCAAAGCUGUGAUUGCAUGUUUAUUUAUGUUAACAUUUGUAGUUGUGUCCGACUGGAACCAUGUAAAUAAGAUGAGUAAUAAUAUAUUUGUGAAAAGAAAUUCCAACAUAAUUGUUGAAUGUAUUUUGUGAAGAA
Gadus chalcogrammus (walleye pollock) is the source of this 1235-nucleotide messenger RNA. RefSeq names its product forkhead box D5 (gene foxd5). Bases 1 to 1023 code for a protein of 340 amino acids. Gene Ontology annotation, molecular function: DNA-binding transcription factor activity, RNA polymerase II-specific; RNA polymerase II cis-regulatory region sequence-specific DNA binding. Gene Ontology annotation, biological process: regulation of transcription by RNA polymerase II; anatomical structure morphogenesis; cell differentiation. The transcript has a single exon. The record is from RefSeq and is a predicted model, not a curated record. NCBI's taxonomy places the organism in Eukaryota, Metazoa, Chordata, Actinopteri, Gadiformes, Gadidae.